Galendromus occidentalis (western predatory mite) is the source of this 1030-nucleotide messenger RNA. RefSeq lists its product as uncharacterized. NCBI's taxonomy places the organism in Eukaryota, Metazoa, Arthropoda, Arachnida, Mesostigmata, Phytoseiidae. Gene Ontology annotation, cellular component: precatalytic spliceosome; nucleus. The record is from RefSeq and is a predicted model, not a curated record. Gene Ontology annotation, biological process: mRNA splicing, via spliceosome. The transcript has 5 exons. Gene Ontology annotation, molecular function: zinc ion binding; RNA binding. Bases 172 to 846 code for a protein of 224 amino acids.
CUGGACAGCAGCCUAGGACUGAGCCAAACGUUCGAAAUUUCGAGGAUCGAAUUUAUCGAGCGCUUGAACACCCGAAACAUCCUGCUUGGCUAGUGGACCGUUCUCGGGAAGUUCCCGCCAGCUGAGACCUCCUGUUGCUACGAUUGUGGCGGACUCAUUGCGGAACUCAUCAUGUCUGAGUACUGGGUCGCGACCCCCAAACGAUACUGUGAUUUUUGCAAGUGCUAUAUCAGCGAUGACAAGACCGUUGUGCAGGUUCAUGAACAGGGAAAAAGGCACAAGGAGAAUGUUGCGAAGCGAUUGGCAGACACAGCCAAGAAAGGCUCGAAGAUGCACGCCGAGCGAACUGCCUACGACGAGCAGAUGGCUGCGAUCGAACGGGCAGCCCUCAAAGCGAUCGCGAAGGACGGAUCGGCGAUUGGGCUUCAAGACCAGCGCGAGUACGGCCGGAUCAUGAAGCGUCAAGACGAAGAACGAGCUCUAGCCCAGCUGAAUCAGCCCGAAUCCUCUGAGAGCUCGUAUGCAGAAGUGAAUCCAUACGCGAAUAUAAAAACACCGGAUGAAACUAAAGGUGUCGCCGGUGGUUGGGUCACCGUUUCCGUCAGAGAAGUCCCGCUCAAGGAAGAGAAAACAGAAGCGGAAGGAGUCGACCUGAAGCCCGAUGUAGAAGAUAUUCCUCUGCCUCCUCCGGUCAAGGUGAAGAAGAGCAGAUUCGGUGUGAAAGAAGUCACCCUUGAUGAGGGUGAGAGCUCCGUUGACGUCAAGGACUCUGACGUCAAGAAAGCUUUUGGGAGCUUCAAACGGAAAGCGAACCGCGGCAACAUGCGACAACGCACUGACGAUUGACUUGAAGACUGUUGAGACUUUCAACAGGGUACCCUGAUUAUGUUCGAGUCGAGACGUGAUUCUAGGAACAAGAAGAUUAACUGUAAACUGACGGACACUGUAAAUUAGACUCAGGUUGUGCCAAUGUACAAAUGUGAAAAGAAACCUAGAAUCCUGUGGAGAAAUCAUCCGAUACCACUCACUA